GGAAACCACACCACAUCGAUGGGUUUAUUCCUGCUCAGCUUUUCUGAUGUUCCUGACCUCCAAGGAUUUCUUUUUGGAGUGUUUUUGAUCAUGUAUGUGAUUAUUCUGAUGGGAAAUAGCCUCAUUAUUAUAAUGAUCAAGGUUGAUCCUUCCCUUCAGAACCCCAUGUAUUUUUUCCUUGGGAACUUUUCUUCUUUGGAAAUAUGUUACGUGUCAGUCACUGUCCCCAGAUUGUUAGUAGAUCUUGUUAGACAAAGUAGAAAUAUUUCCUUUCUGGGCUGUGCUACUCAAAUGUAUUUCUUUCUGGUCUUGGGAGUCACUGAGUGCUUUCUUCUGACUGUAAUGGCAUAUGACAGGUAUGUUGCCAUUUGCAAUCCAUUACUCUACCCUCUCAUCAUGAACAAUAGGCUGUGUAUCCAACUGGCAGCCGGCUGUUGGAUGACUGGAGUUCCAGUGCACAUAGGGUUCACCUACCAGAUCUUCUCUCUACCCUUCUGUGGAUCUCACCAGUUGAAUCAUUUUUUCUGUGACGUACCUCCAGUACUUAAGCUUGCCUGUGGGGACACUUUUAUGACAGAGGUGUUGACUUAUGUGCUUACUGUUCUAUUUAUUACUAUUCCUUUUAUGUUGAUACUUGCAUCUUAUGUGAAAAUAAUCUCCACCAUCCUGAAGCUGCCAUCAGUAGCUGGGCAAGCCAAGGCAUUCUCCACUUGCUCGUCCCAUCUCAUGGUUGUGGCUUUAUUCUUUGGAUCAGGUAUCAUUUCAUAUUUGAGACCAAAGUCCAGUCAUUCAACAGGGAUGGACAAAUUUCUUUCCCUUUUUUACACAGUUGUGACACCGAUGUUUAACCCCAUGAUCUAUUGUUUGAGAAACAAAGAUUUUAUGGUUGCAUUGAGAAAAUUCCUGUUGAAAUGGAUUGUUUUAUGA
Molossus molossus (Pallas's mastiff bat) is the source of this 927-nucleotide messenger RNA. RefSeq names its product olfactory receptor 10AG1-like. NCBI's taxonomy places the organism in Eukaryota, Metazoa, Chordata, Mammalia, Chiroptera, Molossidae. The record is from RefSeq and is a predicted model, not a curated record. Gene Ontology annotation, cellular component: membrane. The coding region runs from base 19 to 927 and encodes 302 amino acids. The transcript has a single exon. Gene Ontology annotation, molecular function: G protein-coupled receptor activity; olfactory receptor activity. Gene Ontology annotation, biological process: G protein-coupled receptor signaling pathway.